AUGAGUGAAAAGAUGACCAAACUGAUGAUAGUAAAUGAUGAACAAGAAAAUAUUGUCUCUCCUUUACUUCAAACAAAACUGCCCGUUCAUAAUAAUAGUGUUAUUAUUGAAUCUACACUAUUAGAUUCGAAUGUUGAUCAUCAUCAAUACAAUUUAUUUGUGAGUACUAAACAAGUAAAAAGUCCAAUUGAAAAUUUAUCUAAUAACAAUGACUUCAAAUCAGCAACAAUAUCAUUUGAUAAUAUUAAUUAUACGAUUGGUGAUAAAGCAAUCAAAGGUGCAUUAAAUACUCGAUGGACAGCAGGAAUAUUUCCAUUUUGGAAACCGAUACCAAAAAAACAAAUCCUUACUAAUGUUUCGGGCAUUUUUACUCCUGGAAUGAAUGCUUUAUUAGGACCGACAGGUUGCGGUAAAUCAACUCUACUUGAUAUUCUCGCAGAUCGAAAGGGUAGUCGAGGAUUGUCGGGAAAUGUUCUUGUAUCCGGACAACCUCGUCCUUCUUAUUUUAAAUAUAUUAUUGGCUAUGUUACUCAAGAUGAUAUCAUCAGUGAAACAUUGACCGUCCGCGAAAAUCUUUUAUUUUCAGCAAAUGUUCGUUUACCAUCAUCAAUAAAAGCCAAUGAACGAAUUGAUCGAGUCAAUCAAAUUAUUCAUGAUUUAGAUCUUCACUCAUGUGCUGAUACUCUUAUUGGAACUGAUUUUGUCAGAGGUGUAUCAGGUGGAGAAAAAAAAAGAACAAGCAUCGGAAUGGAGUUAGUCCUUUCGCCCAAUGUUCUUUUCUUAGAUGAGCCAACUACAGGACUUGAUGCGUGUACAGCACAAAAUGUUAUGGCUUGCUUACAUAAAUUAUCUAGACAAGAACGUACAAUUAUUUUUUCUAUUCAUCAGCCGCGUUAUUCAAUAUUUAAAUUAUUUGAUACUGUUCUUUUUCUGUCUGCUGGUCAUAAUAUCUAUUUAGGUCCAUCUACUGAGGUUUUACCUUAUUUUGCUUCGAACGCUUUUAACUGUGAAGAACAUGAUAAUCCCGCAGAUUUUGUUCUUGAUAUAUUGAUUAAAUCGAAUAAUUCUUCUUCGAUGACACUUCAAACAGCAUAUCUUCAUUCCACAAUGUAUUCCUAUAAUUCCAAAAUGAUAAAAAAUGAAAUCCAUCAAAGUAAAGAUAGCGAUGACUACAUGUUAAAAUAUGAUGUUUCUCGACCUUAUCCAAGUGAAUUUCGUUGCGUUGCACAACGAACGCUUUGUAAUGUUUUAAGAAAUCCGGCAUUAGUUACAUCUCAAAUUAUCAGUGUUAUUAUAUAUGGCUUAUUUACAGGUUUAAUCUUUAAUAAAUUAGAAAAAACAGUUGAACCAGGUGUAUACAAUCGUUUUGGAGCUAUUUUCUUUAUAAUAUCUUGUCAAGUACUUGGUGCAACGAGUGCAUUAGAACCAUUAAUCAAAGAGCGAGCACUUUUUAUUCAUGAAAAUGUCAGUGGUUACUAUCGAGUGUCAAGCUUUUUUCUUGCUAAAAUAAUUGUUGAUCUUCCUUUGGUUCAUAUUAUUCCUUCUAUGAUCUAUACAAUCAUAACUUUUUUCUUGACGGGUCUUCGUCAAUCAAUUCAUCAUUUUUUCAUUUUUCUCAUAACUAAUCUUAUGGCAAAAAUAUUUGGUUCAGCAAUGUGUUAUUGUGUUGCUGCUAGUACUUCAACUUUAGGUGUUGCUCUUGUUAUGAUCAUAUGUGGUUAUGUCACUAUGAUGCUUUUUAGUGGAUUUCUUAUUGACCUAACAAGUAUCGUUGAGUUUCUUCGAUGGAUACGAUGGAUAAGUGUUUUUCGUUAUUCCUCCAAUGUAUUAGCAAUCAAUGAAUUUCGAAAUUUAACUUUAUGUUAUUCAUCUGACAUUGACACAUGCUUCAUCAAAGGUGAAGAUAUUUUAUUUCGACGUCACAUUUCCUACGCAACAACUUGGGACCUAUGGCUAAAUAUUUUGGCGAUAUUCUUAAUAGCUAUAGGAUUUUUUAGUAUGGCUUAUAUUCAGUUGCUACGCAUAAAAAAAUUUAAAUAA
Rotaria socialis is the source of this 2040-nucleotide messenger RNA. The record is from the annotation of a GenBank genome assembly. NCBI's taxonomy places the organism in Eukaryota, Metazoa, Rotifera, Eurotatoria, Philodinida, Philodinidae.